This is a messenger RNA of Rhagoletis pomonella (apple maggot), 11286 nucleotides long. RefSeq lists its product as uncharacterized. The record is from RefSeq and is a predicted model, not a curated record. Gene Ontology annotation, molecular function: chromatin binding. The transcript is spliced from 10 exons. Lineage: Eukaryota; Metazoa; Arthropoda; Insecta; Diptera; Tephritidae. Bases 1460 to 11158 code for a protein of 3232 amino acids.
AAUUGAAAAUCUCGUUGGUAUGUUGUGUGCGCACGGUUGGAAGUUUUCGGAUUUCCACUUAUUGGCGCCCCCACUCGCCCCGCUUAACACCAACGCCAGCGCAGUGAGGUUACAACCAACGACGAACUAACCAAACGGUCGGCCAGGCAGUCAACCAGCAACAACGGGCCACCCACCCACGGCGGGAGUUGGGUGUAUUUAGGAGAAGAUUGUUCAGUGUCCCGUAUUUCGUGUAGUGAGUGUAGCUGCAACAGCUUGCAGUAUAAGGACGACAUUAAAAACGCUAUUAACUUUUAGUUGAAUUAAAAGUAACGAGAAAAAUUGCAAAAAAAAAAAUCGUGAAUUACAGAAGUGCUUUGCAUGCGUAUGGAAAUGAAGUGAAAAAUAAGCAAAUUGCGAGUGCGAGUGCUAACAAAUAAAACGGACAGGAGCGCGCGUUGACUGGACAGUGGUGGUGCCGUAGUGUUGCAGUAGUAAGACAAAGCGUGUGGUGCAGAUUACUCGUAAAAAAAAGGACUAAGCACAGCUAGUGCGAGUAAAUUACAGAAAAUAAAUAAAUACAUACAUACAUACAUAAAUCGUAGGCAAAUUAGUAAAGUGAGUGAAAGCACUGGCGUACCUAUAAGUAAAAAACAAACAAAGUUUGUAUAAAAAUCCUCCAAAUAAUUGAAAAAAUUUAAGUGAAGAAAAAGUGAAGAAGCUAAUGUGAAGAAAAAUUUCCAGUCAAACGUGCGACGAGCGGAAGUAGGCAGGGGGUGGAAAAAGCAUUGUGGCGUACAAAGUGUAGUUGGUGUAGAGUAGUCACUUUUAAUUAAUAAAUCAUGGUAACCUCAGCUGGCAAAGGCGCAGAAAAGGCACCGUAGUGACAGCAGCUCCAUUAGCGGUUAUUAAAUGUCAAUGUGCAUGUGUCAAGCGUAAAACUCAAUUGAUUUGCAUUAAGUUAAGUAAAUACAUACUUGUCAAUUAAAAUAAUUGAGUAGUGUGAAAAAUGCUUUUGGAAGCAAAAAAUUAUUAUAAAGUGUAAAAUUAAUACGUACAUACAUACAUAAGUACGAAAAUGUGAAAAUUAAAAAAUUCUGCUGCAAUAGAAGGCCGCUUUAAAAAAGCAUGAAGCUAAGGCCAUUUGGGGACGUUAAAAUUUUGAAAAAUGUGUCGAUAAUCAUAAGAAAGUAAAAAAAAAACUAAAAAAAUCUAAAUUGUCUCUGUUGCAAAAAAAUAAAACUAAAACGGUGUGCAUCACAAAAGUGUCAACGAGUAAAUUCACUCAGUUAAUUCUACAUUUAAACUAAGAUGCAAUUAAAUUAUUCGAAUGCUGUAAGAAUCACCGGCUCUUCUGCCGCAACUCAUCGAAUGUGUCACUAAAUUCCCGUAAUUUGAAUUUGUUUACACACAAACCAACAAAUGUCAGUUGGAUAGAGAAGAACAAGCAUUAAUCAGCUGUUUGCAAGCGCAAAAGGGAAUGGGACCUAAGAAGCGUCUCAUCACUGCAGCUGCCGCUGCCGCCGCUGGUGUCACUUCCACUGAGCGUCAGCCACGUUCGUCGAACAACACAGCUGCAGCGAUAAAGAAACAACGUCCCACUGCGGGCAAAGCACACAGUUCCCCAGCGGGUCGCAAACCGGCUGCUGCUAGUAAUGUGACAACUGUGAAACGUUGUACAGCUGGUCGCACGCCUUCACCAGCUAAGAAGCAGCAAACAGCGGUUAACAAGGAACGUGAGAAGGAAAAGGAUAAAGUGAAAGGGAAGGAAGAAAAGUUGGAGCAAGUGGAAGGUAAAGAGUUGGAAAAGGUAGUCGCAAAACAAACCGUUGUAGCGGAAGACGUUGAGAUCCCGAAAAACAUCGACGAGUGUUCGAGUUUAGUAUCAAAGCCCAAAGAUCAAAGUGAACAUUUCACGGAUUCGGUCAACGAGUCGACUCCCGCGCCCGCGCCCGCGACUAACCGUAAACCAACAAAACGCACACCCUCACGGGAGAAUGUGAAAAAAUCGAACGCUUCCGAGACGAAAGAAAAGUCUUCCGGCAGCUCCUACAAGAAAAUUGAAUUGGAGAAGCACAAGGCGGAUUCAGAACCGCCUACGAGCACUUCCGCCUCAUCUUCCGUCGGUGGCAGUAAGCAGAAAGCCGAGGAACGCAAAGAUGGCAAGACCAAAGCUAUAAGUAAGAUGCUUAAAAGUCUCGAUAUACAAAUAACCGGUUUCGAUAAUAUACUGCCAAGCGAAGAACGCAUUCAAGAUACGCUCAAGUCCUCUAUUUCGGAGAAUGUGAAAACAAAGUCACGCGCAGCUGCGGUCAAGGUGAUAGCGAGUUUGAAUCCGCCAAAGUCGAAUAUAGCGCGUAUUAAAGCGCGACAGGAAGACGAGAGAAGGGAGAAAGAAAAGGAAAAGGAGAAGAGUAACGAAAGAGAAAAGGAGAAAGAAAAAGAGAAAAGUAACGAAAGGGAAAAGGAGAAAGAAAAAGAAAAAGAGAAGAGUGAGGAAAAGGAAAAGGAGAAAGUAAAGGAUAAAGAGAUAGAAAAAGAUAAGGAAAAGGAGCCAGAAAAGGAUAAUCCUCCGUACAAGGAAACAGAUAAAGAGCUUGAAACUUCAUCGCAUUCUAAAGAGGAGACAAGCGCACCAACAAAAGAAUCUCGAGACUCACAAGAAGAAACCCAAAAAUCAAAAGAAUCUCCGACGAACUCUUGCAGUGAGUUUGAGGCUUCGAAACGUAACGAAUCUCAAGAGCCUCUCAGUGAUACGACUACAAAUGCUUUAGCCAAAAUGGCGCCCAAGAAGAAGGUAACGGCCAAGCGUGCCAAUAAAGCCGAAGCCAAUCAGAAGAAUAAAAAAGCCGCAGGACAAAAAUCGAAGGAUGAUAGUUCUAAAAUGCAAACGGCGGCUACAAAGCCCACAAAUGCCGCCGAAGUAGGCACACCAUUAAAGAAACGGCUACUCAAAUCAAAACUUAUAAAGAAAGAUGACGAAGAGAAGAAUAAAGAAGAAGCAAUCACGCCAACUGGAGAUAAGUCAGACACACAGUGCAAAGCAGUGGAACCACCCGAGCCACCGGACAAGGGUGUCCAAGAAGAGAAGGCUGCAAAGACGCCUAAAAAGACGCCAUCGCCGAAGAAAGUCAAGAUGAACCCAAAGAACACAGACAAGUGCAAUAUCCAGGAACCUGAGAAGGCGGCUGAUGAACAGCCAGAACUUUUGGAAAUGGAAGAGACAUUAAGAAUAGUAUUAGAUGCCAAUACAGAGGUAGUGCAAAUGGAUCUAGAAGAAAUGCCGGUAUGUGCAAAAGCUCCAAAAGAAGUGGAGCUCAAAAUGGAGAAGACGAAUGAGGUGCAGCCAAAGGUGGAUGCUGAUGCGAAACCGCAGUCGUUAAAGCAAGAAGAAGCGACAGAGAAUGCCACGACCUCGGCCACAGCCUCACAACUGGUUGAGAAGAGGCAAACUUCGAAUAUUAAGCAGCGAUUACAAAGCAAAUACAAGGUGGCGCCAAUCAAGGCCAGCGCAGCUAAAAUAGUUGGCAAAAAAUCUAAAUUUGCACAAAAGCUGGUGAGCGACAAGGUUGCCAAAACAGCAUCAAAAGACAUAUAUGACUUUAGAUCAGGUUCUGAGGAAGAAGAUAACAUUAAAAUGGUGUUGCCCACGUUGAAAAACCUACGCGAGUUUGCUGAUGAAGAAAAUAAAGCGAAGUCGGCCAAGGAAGCUUUAAAGAGCAAGCAGACGUGUGUCGUCGCAGAUGAAAAGGAAGAAAAGAGCUCGGAAAUGCUUGAAGAAAAAGAUAUACCAAUCAAAAAGCCAAUGGAAGGGCCUAAAAAGAACUUGGAAUGCGCGGACGUUGAAGAAAAGGAUGAGGACGUUGAAAAUAAAGAUGUUGUAGAAGGCGAAACUAAGAAGGAUACAGAGCUGAACCCAAAGUCUGCGGCUAAAGCAAAGAAGAUCUCCAAGCCGAAAGUGACGCGAAAAGUUUACAAGAAGAAACCAUUAAUUACGAAGAAAGUGCUUAAAGUAGUCAAAGGGAAAUUAUUGCAGAAGGCAACUAAACCGAAAGCCAAAACCACCAAAAAGGUGCAAAGGGAAUCUUCAAGUGCCAGCAGUGAUUCCGAAGAUGAGAAAAAGUUGAUUGAUUUUGGCCCCAAACGACACCGCAUGGCAUCAUUGAACGCGCUAGCCAAAGUGCAGUGUCUCUACGAGAACGAAUCGCGCACGGCCUACGAGUUGGGCCUGUCCAAGGCGACUCAGUUGCCGCCGAAAAUUCGUACUGUUGAUGGCAGUGACGAGGAGAAGGACAAGGAAAAGGAAAUCGAUGAAAAAGUUAAAGCGACGAAAGAGAAGAAAACAGAAGACGCUGCAAAGGUGGAGGAGUUGCAAAAAGCAGAGUCCGAAGACGAACCACCGGAGGUGGAACCGAAGCGCGAACUGCGCCAUGUGCCAGGCGGACGUGGGCUGGGUAAGCAUUGGGAGUUCGAGGAGAGCGGCGACAGUGAGGACGAGGAAAUCGACAAGAUGAAGCUUAAGCGUAAGAAGCUACAGAAAAAGUUGGCAAACAAAAAAGAAAAAGAAGCAGAAAAGCUGAGAGAGAAGGAAAAGGAAAGAGAAAAGAAAGACGACGAGGCAUCGGGUAGCAAGACUGGCAAGGCAAAAGAAGCCAAAGACGGCGCGAAAGAAAAAGUCCCUAUCAAAGUAAAACGCAAGUACACGAAGAUUAAGAAGCCACUCAAAAAGUUAGUUAAAUUAAAAACUGAAAGCUCUGAUGGUGGCGAAAACUCAGAGGCAAGCGAUAAAGAAGACAAAACUCAAGAGAAGGAAAAGUCGAAAGCACACAAAGCCAAGUUGGAGGCACGCAAGCCGCCAAAGAAGCGCAAGCGUAUGCUGCGUGAGGAACUAAUCGGCGAUUAUAAGGGCAUCUUGGCACGCAAACGCAUGGCUAGCCUGAAUGCCAGCGCUAUAGUAGCUGCCACAUAUGAGGUUGAGCGUCACCUGGACAAGAAUUUGGCUUACGGCAGCUAUGAGAGCUCCGAUGGCGAAGAGAAAACAUCCACACCAGCCAAGAAAUCCAAGGAUGUGGCGAAAGAGACCAAGAAAGCAGCUGCAGCCAUGACAGUAACCGAAGGGCCAUCAGUCACAAAAGAGACCGUUGAAGCCACAACAAAUACCACAGCUACAGCCAAUAGUUCGAAUGCGUCUACUGCAAGCGGUACAGCUAGGGAGUCGCGACCGCUGAAUAUAAACGAGGAGAGCAACGACUCAAAGUACUCGAAGGAAACCAAAGAGACCAACACAGACACAACAACUACGGCUGGUUUUCGUGACUCGGGUAGCACAAAGGACGCAAAGGACUCCAGUCGGCCGACCUCGUCGAGUGUUGUCAUUGUUCAGGACACAGACGUCACCAUAACGGGUGUAUACGUCAACUCUACAACUGGCUCAAGUCAGGAGGCCUACUGCAAGAUGCAAUAUCGCGUACAAUCGAGCGUCACCGAGGAACGAGUGCUGCGUCCCAGUUCAGUGGACCCACCAAAGUCCUAUACGCCAUUGAGCGCGCUCUCGAGCAUGCUGCCGCCGGGCGCAUCAUCAGGCGCAAGUGGAGGAAUGGGCGAAGCGCAAGGCUCACCCCCACCACUGCCACCGCCCACUGCAGUCAGCACCGCCCUGCCGGACGCGCUCAGCGCUGCUAGCAUCUACCACGCCAACGACUUGGGUCUGCAUCCGGAACAUGGCGCACCGGAACAUGGUCCGCCGCCACCCUCAUACGCUGCCGCGGCCGCAGCCGCUGCUGCCGCCUACCAUGCACAUCACAUGUCGCCAGCCGCCGCCGCGGUCGCUGCCGCCGGCAUGCACGUACACCAUCAACAUCAGUAUGCGCACGCACACGCGCAUCAAUAUCCCCCAAUGGGCAGUGAACACGGCAUACAUGGCGGACUGCCGUCCCCACACACAGCCGCAGGCCCACCGCCACCGCCGCCGCAUCACUAUCAAGCACCGCCACACUAUGGGCCGCCGCCACCACCGCCGCCCACAUCGAGCGUAGUGGGUGCGGGACGCUGUGAAGUUGUAUCACCGCCGCCAACCUAUCGUUCCAGCGUCUAUGCGCCGCUAACUGGGCCGCCUCAAUCACAGGCGCCUAGUGGCCUGCUGCCACCGCCACAUUCCUCGCUCUCAAUGACAGCGGGUGGUGGCUCGAGCGCUUUCUGUGCGCCCAAUCUACAUCAUCAGCAAGCACAGCAUCAACAUCACCAACAACAACAACAACAUCAUCAGCAGCAACAAGCAGGUCAACAACAGGACGCAAGUGGCUAUUACCAACCUGCCGGUCCAUUGAUCUCACCACACGUUCUACCGCCCUUAGCCGCCGCACCACCGCCGCCUCCUAAUGUGCCACUUUUGGCUGCAGGUGCUGUCUCCGCUUCCGCCGCCGCUGGCUCAUCCAUUAAGAAGUCACAACAAAUACCUGCGCCGCUUAGCUCCGAUCCGGAGCUCGCAGCCGCGGCCCAACAACAGCCACCAUCGUCGGCCACCGCCGCAGAUAACAGCGCAGACAGUGAUGUUCUCAUCACUGGCGGCGACUUGACACCUUUCCGCUAUCCGCCGGUCGCACAUAGCGGCGCGCCAACCACCACACAGCACCAGCAGGUGCAGCAGCAACAGCAGCAUCAACAACAGCUUCAUCAGCAAGCUGCCGCCGCUGCUGCCGCAGCUGCUGCUGCUGCGGCCGCCGCCGCACAUCAAAGUUCACCAUAUCCACGCUCGAUGCAUGCACAGAUGCACUACUCGACAGCGUAUCCGGCCAACUAUUGUACACCAUAUCCGGUGGAAGCGGUUUGCUAUUCGCCGCCCGCCUAUCAGCCCUACUUUUCGACCAAAGUUUAUCAGAGCGCGGGACCGCCCCCACCACCACCCUCUACAUACCGACGCUACCCUUACUAUCAACCUGGUCAUCCGGCGCCGCCACCGGCCGAAUUGUACGAACAGGGACCGCCACCACCACCGCCGACGGCGUCUGGUGGUGCUGGCCAAGCGACUGGACCGCCGCCACCACCAACGUCCAUACAGGGACCACCACCAACAGCACCGCCCCCCGGAACACAGCUCGUGCCGGCUGGACCGGCAGCACACGCACAACACCUCGAGCACUAUCCAGGUCCUCCGGGCUACUACACUGGCUAUAGUCCGGGCGGCAGCGCGGCGGGUCAGUGUUAUACGCGCAGCAUACAGGGACCGUAUAUGGAAUAUCCACCACAGUGUCCGUGUCCCAUGCAACAAUCGUGUCCAAAAAACGUCCAUACUGGGCCUCAUAUUGGUAGCAACAACGUCAGCAACAGCAACAGCAUCGGCAACAGCAGCUCGUUCAGCAACAACAGCAACAGCAACAGCUGUUCAGCGAUGAGUCAUUUGAGCAACAACAGCAGCAAUAUGCUGAUGAAUGGCAGCAACAACAACAACAGCAGCAGCAGGGAAAUCAACAGCAGCAGCGACAACAACAAGAGUUCGAUUACGACGAACAGCCAGCACAACAGCAGCAGCUCGAUGAACAAUUCAUUGACUACCAGUAGAGGCCCAGUUAAAAAAUCGACGACGACGACGACAACAUUGACAACAACAGCAACAAUCACUAGCGCGCCAAUAACAGCAACAGCUGUAGCGCUCACGGCCACGGCAACUACGCCAACCCAAAUCGACGAGCUGCUGCUCUUUGGCAAGCAACAGUCGCAGCAGCAUUUAGAUCUGCUGCAGGCGGUGAAAUCCGAGCUGAAGCUAGAAGACUCGGAUAACAAAAGCCAGUACGAGGAGAGCGUAGUGCAGCCGCCGACACCGCCCGAGAGCUACACCACCAACGACGAAAAGUUGUUAGACACCCUUACCGAACACGAGUUGUCGUCGGCGUCGCUGCCGGCGACAAUUGAAGAGGCUAACGCGAAGCUGCACUUUGAAUGCGGCAAAAAAAGAGAUAAUAAGUUGAUGGAGGACGAGAGUAGUCGACAACGACCAAUAGCGCGAUUUGCCGCCAUCGGCAAUCGAACGAACGCAGCACAGCCAAUACUAGAAGCCUACGACUUGACAACAGCCGCGACGGUGACACCACCGCCCUCAACGCCGACCUCGGCAGCAACAACCAACGGCGGUAAUCGCAACGGUGGUAGCGUCAGUGCUAACUCCACCAGCAGCACAGCCAACUCUGCCGCGCUGCCGUUCGUAGGACGCAAGGCGCGCAUUGGCAAAACGAUGGCGCGUGAAAUGGUGUACGCAGGUGCGGCCGCUAGCGUGGCAGCGCAGACGCAGAGCAGUUCGCAGGUGCCAUCGACGCCAUUAAUACAAGUGCGUACACUGCCACAGCAGUCAAGUGUGGUGAAGCAGUCCCAACAGCAGCAGCAGCUGCAAGCUCAACAAACUCAGCAGCAAAAACAGCAGCAGCAGCAGGCGCAGGCACAGUUGACUGUGUUGCAGCCUGAGCAGCUGUUGGCUGCCAUCACACCCAGUCCUUCACCACAAGUGCCAGCGACGCUAAGCGAGUGCUUUCCAGGGAUGACGGGCACGGCAGUAUUACAGUCGCCACUGCAGACGCCCUUUCUGAUUAAGACGGAAAUAAAGGCGGAAAAAAUUAAGCUGGAAGACGAAGAGCCGCUGCUGAGCGCAGUGUUGCAGCUGCAACAACAGCAAGAAUCCAGCUACAGUCAUGACAGGGACGGCGAGAAAGCCGAGUUGAAGCUUAUUAAAGCAGAGCCUCUAACGUCGGCCUGCGAAGAAGUGGCGGCUGUCGUAAAUGAUGCCGCUGCUAAUGCGACACUAAAACCGUUAGGUCGCAUGCGCCUCUUGCCCAGCUGGCAGCAGCCACCAAUUAUACAAUGCGACAUUGACCUCUCCACGACCUCAGACGACGAUGUGCUCGAUCUCUGCCACAGCCCGACCACAUCCACAUCGGGCGGCAGUGGCCAAAAGUCACGCCUUAAGAUACUUAACCUACCCAAGAUUCAGCAACAGUGCAAGAAAUCGUCUCCAAAUGGCUACAAAAGUCUCAUCAAACAAACCGAACCACGCACUUACUUGUGCCUCAGCGGGCGCAAGCUGGACAAACGGGGUCGCUAUAGCAAGCUACAAAUACGACAAGCGGGCAAGGUAGGCAGCGUCGGCGGUACGAUACGACGACGUCAGCUAGUGCUCACCGAUCAACAGAAGAAGCAGCUGAAGCUGCGCAAGAAGAAGCUACAAGCGCUGGAGCGCCGCAAGCAGGAAUUGUUGGAGAAGCGACGCGCGGCAGCCAAGCAAGAGCGCAUGCAACGCAGGAAGUUGCUGAAGAAAUCGAUGGUCGCAAGAGGCAUAAAACAGGAGGAAAUCGAGCCGAGCGUUGAGGAGAUCGUCGACUUGGUGGACGAACCAGACCAGACCGAAAGCGAAUUCAGCGAAGUAACACAGCCGGAAAUGCCAAGCUUGCGCAUGCUGCUGUCGGAGAGCAGUAGUCUCAGCAGCAGCAGCAGCGGUAACUGCAACAGCAAUAGUAACAGCAAUAGCAACAGUAAUAGCAAUAGCAGUAGCAGCAUGAGCACACUCAGGAUUACACCUAAACCUUCGCCCAAACGUGGCAAGGUGCCACGUAAAACCUGUAUACCACUGCACCUGCUCGAAACAAUCGACUCGGUGGCGCGUGGUUACUUCUCAGAACCUGAAACGUCACGUUGCAGCGGCGCGUUGAAUACGUACGCGAGCUGUGAUGCAACUGACACGGAACCACCCAUGGAUAAGUCGGCAUCUGGGCGCAAGCCGAAGAAAGAGAAGAAAGCGAGUGCUGAAAAACGCUCAAAGUCUGAAACGAAGAAACCUAUCAAGAGCGCUGAUGCAUCCAGCGCUGCAUGCGAAGUUACUGAUGUCGAAUACACGCUUGCGGUGGCGUAUGCCACGAAAACUACCUCAGCAGUAGCAGCAUCUGCGUCCGAAGCAUACGAAAUAGUGUCCAAGACACCUUUGGAUUUGUCCCAGUACACAGCAGCAGAGCAGGUCGAGCUAACAGGGAUUGUUAACAGCUACGGUUCCAGCAGCAAAUCCGCGAACAAAUCAAAGCGUACGCCGGCUAAGCGAAAAACCGCUAAGGCGAAGAGGCCAAAAAAACAGGGCGCAAGCAAGAAGAAAGCCAACGUGAAAGUAAGACAACAAGCCAGCGAAUUUGACACGCCUGCUGCGCAGAUGGCUGUGACAGAACAGCUCGGUUUGGAAACCAAUAACAAUGAGUAUGACAAAUGCAGCGCUGAAGAUGCGGUGCUCGAACUAGCCGACCGACAAGCACAAUUCGAAGUAGAAGCAGCGGACGAAGAGAUGUCAGCGUGCACGUUAUACGACAAAGCAGAACAGCAGCAACAGCAACAGCAACACUAUGCGCAGCCCCUCGAGAAACAUUCCAAUGCACAAGUGUUCUUGCCGCCAGUGCCGCCGAUGCCGCGCAUUGUUUGCCAGCCACAUCACGGCGCCAAGCGCACGCGUUCACGCUCCAAAUUCGGUAGCCGCAAGCGGCAGAAGGUGAAACAUUCCACGGUCUCGUUCGAAUUGGACGAUCGACUGCCGCCAGCGACGCGCGUCGAUGUGGUGCCAAAAUGGAAUAACGGGUGGACGUGGGAGGGUGAACCAUUCCAGGGCGCGGUAUUCUUGAAUAGCGACGAUCCACUGGUCAUUCGCACCUGUUAUCCCGCCAUGCGGCACUCGGAGGGCGACAUAAUACGCACGCGCGACUGCGUGCUGCUCAAAGCGAACGAGGACAAUGACUUGCCGUAUGUGGCGAAAGUGGCGCAUAUCUGGGAGAACCCCGAGGAUGGCGAAAUGAUGAUCUCUUUGCUGUGGUACUACCGCCCCGAACAUACCGAACAGGGCCGCCAGCCCAACGACAGUCCCGACGAGGUAUACGCGUCCAGACAUCGCGAUCACAACUCCGUUGCUUGCAUUGAGGACAAGUGCUAUGUGCUCACUUUUAGCGAGUAUUGCAGAUAUCGCCGUCGCUUGCGUGCUGCCGAAGAAGAUAUCGAAGAGGAAGUCUCCAUUGUGCCGAAACGAUCCAGUUGUUAUAGCAUACGCACGGUGCCUGACAACACCAAUCCCGAACUGGUGAUGUUCUGUCGGCGCGCGUAUGAGUUUCGCACGAGGCGACUGCUGAAGAUGCCCAACAAGCAGGACUACAUUGUCGUGAACGGCUAAGCGGGCUGCAAUGAGUGUGAUGAAAACACGCAAGGAGAAAAAGGACAGUAAGUGAAUGCAAAGCGCGCCACCACUGCAGUUACAAGUGAGGUUAAGUGCGUUUAGCAACAAAAAAAAUCACUGAAGUU